AUGUCGUCUUGGUACUUUUGUAGCAAUGAAAUUGUUAAUAGCCCAUCAAGGAGUGAUGGUAUCGAAAUAACUGCUGAAUGUCGCUACAGACGUGAAGGUGCCCGAUUCAUCAUGGAUGUUGGCAACAGGAUGAACUUGCGAUACGAAACAGUAGCUACUGGAAUCGUAUUUUAUCAUCGAUUUUAUAUGAUGCAUUCUUUCAAGACAAUCAAUAGAUUAAUUGGCGCUGCGGCAUGCCUAUAUUUAGCAGGUAAAGCGGAGGAAACUCCUAAGAAAUGCAGGGACUUAGUCAAAGCUGUACGGACUAUAUUAUCUGAACGCCAAAUGGAAGCAUUUGGUGAUGAUCCAAAGGAGGAGAUUAUCAGCCAUGAAAGAUUACUUUUACAAACCAUUAAAUUUGACUUAUGUGUUCAACACCCCUAUAAAUAUAUUGUUAAAUUUGCCAAAAAUUUAAAAGAUGAUCGAGCACAAAUUGAAAAGGUAGUCCAAAUGGCAUGGAAUUUUGUAAAUGACAGUCUCAGUACCACGUUAUGCUUGCAAUGGAAACCUCAGGUAGUUGCGGUGUCGUUGUUACAUUUAGCAGCAAAAUUAUCCAAAUAUAACCUUAGUGCCGCCCCGGACGGCCCACAUUACGAUCAUUCAAAAUCGUGGUGGCAACAUUUUCUACCAGAAAUUAACAGUGACGUUUUGGAAGAUAUCUGUCUGCAAAUGCUGGAUUUUUACGAUAAAACCGACGUCGGUGCAUCCAACUAUAAUAUGAUUUCUCCUCCUAAAAUAACAAUGAAGGUACCUCAAUCCAUUCCGUACAGAACUUUAUAA
Messenger RNA from Trichoplax adhaerens, 819 nucleotides. RefSeq lists its product as uncharacterized. NCBI's taxonomy places the organism in Eukaryota, Metazoa, Placozoa, Uniplacotomia, Trichoplacea, Trichoplacidae. The coding region runs from base 1 to 819 and encodes 272 amino acids. Gene Ontology annotation, biological process: regulation of transcription by RNA polymerase II; positive regulation of DNA-templated transcription, elongation. The record is from RefSeq and is a predicted model, not a curated record. The transcript is spliced from 6 exons. Gene Ontology annotation, cellular component: cyclin/CDK positive transcription elongation factor complex; nucleus. Gene Ontology annotation, molecular function: cyclin-dependent protein serine/threonine kinase activator activity.